AUGGAACAGGAUGGGACAGAAAAGGCGGGAAUCUUGGAAAUGCAAAAAUUGCACAACCUUUCAGAAAAGUUCAAUGUUAUCAUCUUAACUGAAGUAUGGAUCAAGCGAGGGGAGGAGAACAGGUACCAGAUGGACGGCUACGACAUGCUUCUGCAGGACAGGCCAGAUAAUCAGGCCGGCGGAGUCACUAUCUACGUUGACGCAUCCCUUAUCUACACUCACCGCCUUAUCUUACUGCCGACUGCGAAGCUUAUCAACGUUAUCUUAAUAACAUCUAGUAAUGUUAUCAAGAGUGGCGAUAACACUCACACUCUGAUUGACCCUCUGAACAUCUCUAGGUAUUCAAUUAUUAUCUGCAAUUCAACACUCAACCUUUCAGAAAAGUUCAAUGUUAUCAUCUUAACUGAAGUAUGGAUCAAGCGAGGGGAGGAGAACAGGUACCAGAUGGACGGCUACGACAUGCUUCUGCAGGACAGGCCAGAUAAUCAGAAUCUGAGUGAAAUAAAAUUGAUUAUGUAUAACAUUUUAUAUGAUUACAGCUAUAAUAAUUCCAAACACAUCACGACCAAAGCACACCAACACCAAAAGCACCCAUCCCCGACCUACACCCUCCCCCCCCCCUCCCCAUCCCCCCCAUCCCCCAUCCCCACCUCGUACACCCCCCUCCACAUCCCCCCCCACCCCAUCUCGCCCCACCCCGCACUUCCCCCAUCCCCCUCUUCCCACCCACCCCGCCCGCCCCCCCACCCCCACUCCCCCCCCCCCCGCACGCCCCUUCCCCUUCCCCCCCCCCCCCCCCCCGCCCCUCCCCCCCAGCUCCCCCAACCCACCCCCCACUCAAACCCGACCCCCUCCCCCACCCCUCCCUCCACCCCCUACCCCCCCCCCCCGCCCCCCCGCCCCCCCCCACCCCCCACACUCCCCCCCCACCUCCCAGGCUCCACCCCCCACGCCCCUACCGCCUCCCCCACCCCACCCCUCCACCCCCGCCCCAGUUACCCCACCCCCCCAUCCCUCCCCCUCCCCCCCAACACCCGCCGCCCUUCCCCCCCCCCCCCCCGCACCUCACUACACACCCAACCAAGCACAUACCCACCCCGCCCCGCCUCCCCCCCCCCCUACCGCCCCCACCCUCCACCCCCACCCCCACACGCCGCCAUAGACGACUCCUCCUUAGCACUUAUAUGCCCUCUGCCCUACCUCCACCGAAUCUUACAAAAACCUACAAAACUACCACACAACACCCCGCAUUAA
Molecule: messenger RNA, 1254 nt
Organism: Homalodisca vitripennis (glassy-winged sharpshooter)
Lineage: Eukaryota; Metazoa; Arthropoda; Insecta; Hemiptera; Cicadellidae
Product: extensin-2-like
Exons: 6
Coding region: 1-1254 (417 amino acids)
Source: RefSeq, a predicted model, not a curated record